AUGUGCAAAGGUGUGGUGGUACUGAUGAAUUGUGUGGCAAAACUUAACGAAUAUGGACAAAAGAAAGGCGUUCAGGUGCGGUUCGAGGAUGCGAACGUCACUGCAGGGCCAGACCAUGUUACAAUGUUUACUGUGCGGGCCACAGUAAAUGGAACAGGGUAUCGAGGAGUUGGUAGGACUAAGAAAGAGGCCAAGGAAAAGGCUGCAUUAAAGGCCCUGGAAUACUUGCAACGCACAAAGACCAGUGGUUUUGUAAGUUGUAGCCAGCCAUCUAAAUACCUAUUCACAAUUCGGGCUUCAGUGGACGGCACGCCAUAUCCAGAAGGAGUUGGGAAAAAUAAGAAAGAGGCCAAAGAAAAUGCUGCACAAAAGGCCUUGGAAAAGCUGCUGAAAACAGAGACCAAUGGUCCUACUACUCCAUCAACAUCACAGACAUCAGAAAUUCCAACUAGCAUCACCCAACCCAAUUACCAGUGCUGGCUCAAUGAACACAGUCACAAGACGAGAGUGAACUUCACACCUGUUGAAAGAGUGGGCUCUAUUAGUGCGCCACACUGCUGCAGAUAUGAGUCUAGUGAUGGUAAAUCCUACCCCGAGGCGUUUGGAAAAAAUAAAAAGGAGGCAAAGGAAGAGGCUGCACGGCUGGUUUACGUGGAGAUUUUAAGAGAGCAAGGGGUUAUCGAGAGCAGUUCCAAUGGAAACACAUCCAGACAGCAUGAGCAAUCCAGUCGUAACGUCUCCCCUCCAAGUAACGCAAUGGAACAGCAGAGGUCAACGCCAACCAGAGAUCUCAGGACUGACGCGCCACAGAAUUUCAUCGGCGAAAUAAAUCAUUAUUGUCAACAGCGUAAACUGACACAUGAUUACAAGCUGGUGGACCGAAGAGGUCAAUCUCACAUACCCGAGAAGGGCACACUUGCACUUCACACAGUCAUGGUGUCCCUCACAGAACUGCAAACCAUACUCCUCCCACCCAUAGUAAUAAAUAAGCAUGAGUAUCCAGAGGGACGCGGCAAGACAGCAAAAGAGGCGAAGCAGCAGGCAGCCCAGCUGGCGUGGAAUGCAAUUCAGGAGGCGUCUCAGUCAGAGAGUCUGGAACUCAGCAAGUUAAGGCUGUCUGAAGAUGAUUCACCCUCUCCAACUCCGGAGACUUUGGAAUCCCAGGAUAUGGAUGCCUUAAGAAGCAAUGCUACAAGUGAAAGUGACUCCAUUGUCUUCAAAGAUUCUUCUAAAGACGUCUCAAAUGCACAAGUGGCACCGCAGUCUCCAGCACAAAACAAGCCUAAAAUACUACUAGCUCCGAAUUUCAACAACUUUCCAAAUAAAAAGGUUCCAUGUGAACAUUGCAAAAAUCCUGGUCAGGCAACUAAGUCCAGAUUUGAAGAGGAAUUUGACUCAAUAGAGAGUAUAGGAAAGGGAGGAUUCGGACGGGUUUUCAAGGCAAGAAAUAAAUGUGAUGAGACAAAUUAUGCUGUGAAGAUCGUAAAAUCUACAGACAAAGCUCGGAGGGAGGUGAUAGCCCUAGCAAAGCUGCAACACCCACACAUAGUGCGCUACCAGCACUGUUGGAUUGAGAAGACCGCAUACAGACAUGAGGGCUCUGACAGUUCCAACACGUCCACGUCAGGAAGUGACCCUGCCAUGGAGUACCUCUACAUCAAGAUGGAGUGGUGCGAGGGUAACACUCUCGCCACGUGGAUCGAUGAGAAGAACAGACAACAGGACCCACACAGGCGGCAGGCGGCCCAAGACAUCGUCACACAGAUUGUGGACGCAGUAGUCUACAUUCACUCUAAAUCCCUCAUCCACCGUGACUUAAAACCUGCAAACAUCAUGUUUGGAAAAGACCGUAAGACCGUCAAGAUAGGCGACUUUGGGCUCGUGACUGUUGCAGACAAUGAUGAUGAGGACACAAUGAUGGAGCGGACAAAGCGCACUGGCACAAAGUCUUACAUGAGCCCCGAACAGAAUCAGUCCAAGUAUGAUCACAAAGUGGACAUCUUUGCUUUGGGACUCAUCUACUUCGAGCUCAUUUGGUUCAUGCACACAAAGUCUGAAAGGAGAAAGAUUUGGGAUGAUGUUAGAGAACAGAAUUUUCCAAAGGAAUUCAGUGAUCAGUUUUGCUUUGAAUUAUGUAUUGUGGAAAUUGAGCACGAGCUAAUCAAGGAAAUGCUGUGUGAUAAACCUUGGGGCAGGCCUGAUGCCAAAGACCUGGCCCCCAAACUGGAGAAGUUUACAUCCAUCCUAGACCAGAACGGCAAUGAAAGAAAUGCAACUGUAUGA
Messenger RNA from Engraulis encrasicolus (European anchovy), 2283 nucleotides. Its product is annotated as interferon-induced, double-stranded RNA-activated protein kinase-like. Gene Ontology annotation, biological process: protein phosphorylation. The transcript has 24 exons. Gene Ontology annotation, cellular component: nucleus; cytoplasm. Gene Ontology annotation, molecular function: ATP binding; eukaryotic translation initiation factor 2alpha kinase activity. Lineage: Eukaryota; Metazoa; Chordata; Actinopteri; Clupeiformes; Engraulidae. The record is from RefSeq and is a predicted model, not a curated record. Bases 1 to 2283 code for a protein of 760 amino acids.